Mycotypha africana is the source of this 819-nucleotide messenger RNA. RefSeq lists its product as uncharacterized. The transcript has a single exon. Lineage: Eukaryota; Fungi; Mucoromycota; Mucoromycetes; Mucorales; Mycotyphaceae. Bases 60 to 398 code for a protein of 112 amino acids. The record is from RefSeq and is a predicted model, not a curated record.
AAAAAAAAAAAAAAAAAAAAAAAGGAUAAAAAAGUAAAUGUUGUCAAUAACGUGAAACGAUGGGGUCUUUUUUUUUUUCGGGUCAAUCGCGCACAACACACACCUAUUCACAAUCUAUAACAAAUAGAUGUAGUAUUUUGUUCUCUUUCUCUCUGUGUUUUUUUAUUUUAUUUUUUCGUACGGAACAAGCUGUAAGCUCCCCAUGGAGAGAGGAUAGAAGGAGUCCAUUUUUCAUUCUCCCAAAAACCGUGUCCCUGGAUCAACCGAAAAAGGAAAAAUCAAAGGAAAAAAAAAUAAAAAAAAAUAGUCUUUUCAUUGUACAAUUUUUAAUAGUGAAUACACAAUUUAUUUUAAACAAACUGUACCAUUUGCUUGAGACCAGGCUGUCUUGGUUUUGAAGCAUGUAUCACGGAAGUGUCUUUCUCAUGAAAAGGACCCACUGCAUGUUUUUGUCUUGAAAACUUGACCCAUUUGUCUAAAAUGAAAAUUUGAAUAGGUUCAAAAAUGAAUUCCCGGAACUUGAAAUGAAAAAGUGUGCUGCAGCCCUGUCUUUCAAAAAAGAAAUUUUUCUUCAUUUACACAUUCCAUGGAAUCUUUUUUACCCAAGGGAUAGAUAACAAGACUGUCCAUGGAAAUCAAUGGGUAAACACAAAAGAUUCAUUUUCGAUUCCUUCACAAGCCAGUGGUUAAAAAAAGAAAACUGAAUACCUGUUUGCCCGAGUUUUGUUUUCUCUCUUUUGUUUUACAAGUUUAACAUUGAAAAGGGAGUCACGCUUUUCAAGGUGAGUUUUUUAGACAGAAAGUACAAAACAAAAAAAA